GACAAGUUCGUUGAAUCUCAACUACCUUUUCGUCAAUUAAGUCAUACUUUCUAGCGAUUACAAUUGAUCACACUAAGAGUUUUACCGGAGCUUGUGAAUUAACUUUAGAUCUUCAAAUGCUUUCGGCUGAUCCCAUUUCGUGUUUCAUCUCGUCUUCGUCACCUGGUCAGUCAUGUCAAGCAAAAAAAUAAUUGGUCGGUCUGAGACCAAAGAUGCAAACGCCUUUUUGUCGAGCGUAGAUGAUACAGAAUCAUGUGCGCCCGUGUUUCCACCUCAUAGGAUCCACUCGGUUGCGUACCAUCGAGCGCCGUUGCUCAGUAACCACGACGCCACCGAAUCUCUACUGACAUGGUUUGACUCGAUCUCUGAAAAGCGAAAGAUGCCGUGGAGGAAACCUUGGCUUGACCCAGCUGCAUUUGAUCGAAACCAAGAAGAAUUGGAGCGCUCACGAUCAGAACGAGCGUAUCAAGUAUGGGUUAGCGAGAUCAUGCUUCAGCAAACUAGAGUGUCUGUAGUUAUACCAUACUUUAAUAAUUGGAUUUCGAAGUGGCCAACCGUAGAAGAUUUGUCUCAUGCAAGUCAAGACGAGGUACUAGCAGCAUGGAAGGGUCUUGGAUAUUAUUCGCGCGCCACGCGACUUCUUGAGGCGGCUCAGCAGAUAGUGAACGAUAUGGAUGGCAGAAUUCCUGGCGAUGUCGAAAGUCUGCGAAAAAUCAAAGGGAUUGGUCGAUACACUGCUGGUGCUGUGUCAUCGAUUGCUUUCGGACACGCGGCACCCGUCCUAGAUGGGAAUGUUAGUCGCGUGUUAUGCAGACAACUCGGGUUGUAUGCUCGUGUCAAAGAGAAAAGUAAAGAAGAUCUUUUAUGGAAGGCAGCAGCAAUGCUUGUGGAGAAUGUUACAAGUUGUAGCAUUGAGUCUGGCCUCAGCGACAUUCCAGGAAGAUGGAACCAAGGAUUGAUGGAGCUUGGAUCCACCAUCUGUACACCAAAGCCAAAGUGUCACGAGUGUCCAAUCCAGUCAACAUGCCGUGCAUACGCCGAAGGGCAAUUACUUGGAAGGACCUCUAGCGAUGUUGGCAUGCUUGAGGAUAUCGAGGACGCCUGCUAUUUGUGCGAACAACUGGAGCUUGAAGAAGUCGAGGCAGCGGUUGCGAAAGCAGAUACUGAGAGCGACUCUAGUCACUUAAGCAAACCAAGACGCAAAAGAACAGCAACAGUGACAGAACUAGCUUCUCGGACAGCAAAAAGUGCAAAAGCAAACACCACUACACAGCGCUCAAUACAUGAUUUCACUACUCUUCCAGGACUGGCGACACAAAGUGCUUCGCCACCCACACAUCCUCAGAGCGAGCAAGAUGCUAAAGUAAUUGCAUAUUGUUCGUUAUUCCCUAAACGCGAACCGAAAAAGAAAACUCCCGAAGAGGAAUGUGCAGUAUGCAUCAUUAGACGAGACACAGAUCUUGGAGAUCACUAUUUGAUUGAACAGCGACCGCCAAAUGGACUUCUCGCAUCUUUGUGGCAAUUCCCAACGUACAAACUACCAACGAAUAGAAACUGGAGUCUAAAAUUACGAAAGACAGAGUCACGGAUAUUUGUUCAGAGAAUAGUCGGGCAUGACCGCAAUGUAAAAUUAAGCCCUACGACGGAAAGAGGAAGCGUUACACAUGUCUUUAGCCAUCUUAGACUACAAAUGUACGUCCAUGAGUACCGCUUAGGCUGCGAUGAUAGCAUUGCAAGGGAAAUAGUGAGUGAAGAUGGACCGAAACGUUUAUGGGUUAGUAGACAGCGUGUGAGUGAUGCUACACUAAGUACCGGUAUGAGGAGGUGUUGGGAGCAGUAUAGAAGUUCAGGGAACUAA
Molecule: messenger RNA, 1858 nt
Organism: Verruconis gallopava
Lineage: Eukaryota; Fungi; Ascomycota; Dothideomycetes; Venturiales; Sympoventuriaceae
Product: A/G-specific adenine glycosylase
Exons: 1
Coding region: 173-1858 (561 amino acids)
Biological process (GO): mismatch repair; base-excision repair
Cellular component (GO): nucleus
Molecular function (GO): adenine/guanine mispair binding; 4 iron, 4 sulfur cluster binding; 8-oxo-7,8-dihydroguanine DNA N-glycosylase activity
Source: RefSeq, a predicted model, not a curated record